UCGCCAUUUUUAGAUUUUCAAGACGAAAGUAUAAACAUUUUUUGAAAUUUCUUGCAAUAAAUAUUCGUUUGUAACGUUUUGGGUUAUGUGGUUUUAUGUCACUUCGGGCUGGUUGAGUUAAAAAAACAAAAACGGAAUUAGUUUUUAAAAAAUAAUCGAACGUUUAGUAUAUAUUUCUAAUUGAAAUACAGUAAUUAACAUUGUUAUUAGCUAAAGUGCUAUAUUGUAAAUUUGUAAAAAGUCGUUUUUGUCAAGGCAGUUUUAAGGGAUUUUUUUUUCUCGUAAAGGCUUAAACGAGUAGAUUUUCAUUCCGUUUAUGAUAUUCAGUUAGCCUUUGAAUGGAUCAGUUGAAAUAUUUUUUGUUUACGAAUUUACACCUUGGUGUUUUUUAAUUGUUUUUGUUUUCAACGUGCACCGUGGAUUUUUUUAAACCGUUGGCAGUUGGUAUUAAAAAUGGAGAACCCGAAGGAUUGGAUGGCCACUUGGAUGUUUGGCGUGUUUUCACAUUCUCGACCCUCGCACUUUUGACUUUAAUCCUUUCUCACGUCCUCACGAGUGCGAAAACCCUUUCACGGUUGAUGUUGUAGUCUUGUUUUUGUGAUCUAAGCCUUGAUCUUUUGGAGGAUCAGCGGUCCGGAGAAGUCAAACAUCGAACAUGGCCCUUAAUCCCGAUUUGGAGCAGUUGGACAACGAGUUGGAGCUGGUGUUUUUCGCCUGCCCGUGCAACCCAGACGGCCAGGUAAAAAUUCAGGAUUUAAUCGACCAAUUGGCCUCCAAGUAUGGAAGUGAUAUCAUCGGGUGUCUUCAAGAGGAGCUGAGCAGCACUGAUUCAAAUGACACGAACCAAUUUGUCUCUCGAGAAGAUUUCAUUAAAUUCAUGAAGAAUAUUAUAAUAUUGAACAGCGGGGAUAAUGUUCAAAGUACUGUCAGUUUUGUGAAUUCUGAAUAUGUCGAAUUUAGAACACCGCUGAAAUACAGCCAGAGGACUUUUGUUGAAGAGGUUGACAAUAAUAACUUUGACUGUUUUCAUCAGUUGAACAUUUCAAAUGCUUCGUACUGCUCUGAUGAUAUUAGAUAUUUGAGAGAUUCAAAAGAAGCAUUAGAACAAAAAUUGAUUAAGGCAGAAAACUCCAUACAGUUUCUAGAAGAGCAUGUUAAAAUAAAAACCGAUAAAAACAUAAAGCUAUCAAAAGAGAUUGAAAUCAUGAAAGAGGACAUAAAUAAGAUCCAAUCUCUCGAAGAAGAGUGCUUUGACCUCAAAGAUAAAUUGAACAAACUUGAAGUCAAGCACAAACAUGCCACUAGCAGUCUCAAAAAAGCAAACUUGAAAAUUGAAAUUCUUGAAGAAGACAAAUUUUCGCAAUCGGCUGAAAUCAGACAACUAAGUGAAGAAUUGUCAAAAAAAGCCAUUAUUCUUAAACAAAUGGAAAAUUACAACAAAAGUUUAUAUGAUGAGGUUAAUAUUUUGAAGGAAAAGAAUGAGACAUUGUCUAAGAAAAUAAAGGAAAUGAGUGUAGAGCUCAUAGACAAAGAAGUUUUAAUGGAUCGAAUUACAGAGUUGGCGAGUGAAAAACAAAAUUUACAAAUACAGCUUUCUGAAAUAACUGUUUCUCAGGCGCUGAACAAUAUAAGCAAUAUGAGUGAAUCUGACACGUCUGAAACAAGAAUCGUUUGCAUGACUCCUUUUCCUGUUGAAAAUCCAGGGGUUUCUCUAAAAUCAGAACUUAAUGAUGCUUUUGGUCUCGAUAGUUCACAGAAUGGACAAUUUCCGUUUUUCGCUAAUCAAACAAUAGAAUGCUCAGUAGCAUCGACACAAACAGAAAGUAGAGAAGUUGAUAUUUGCAUGUUUGAGACUCCAAUUAGCUGUGAAUCAAGUCAUACUGACCUUGGUAGCAGACCAAUUAUUAUCCAAGAAAAAAACCGAUUAGCCGACUUUUCUACAUCAAGUACUGAAGAAAAACAUGGAUCCAGGGCAGAAAAUUCAGAAGAAAAUAUCUCAGACUUAGGCAUGAUGCCAUUGAUUUGUGAGACUCCCGUAUCCAAAGUGAAGACGAAAUCAGUUUGUAGAAGCCUGUACAAAAAUGCCAUUUCAAAUUUUGAAGAACUGGCCGCACCUUUGGAAAAUGGAUUGUGUGACAUGGACAUCUGCCAAUCUCCGAUUUCAAUUGAGGGCCGCUUUACAGGAACCCAAACUGCAAGAAUGCUGAGUCCUAUUGAUGAUAUAAACAAAUCUACUGACUGUAUCCAACUAGACAUGUCUGAAACGUUAAGUUCGUUUGAUAGUCAGGACAGUAUUUCUGGUACAAUUAAUUAUGAAACACCAACAUUUAACUACCUGGAAAUUUUGGAAAAGGAGGCCGAGAUGAAUUUUACCAAAGUUAUCCAAUUAAAAGACGAAGUCGUUCAAAAAUAUGGGUCACAAUUGUUCAAAGAAAAUAGUUCUGACAAAAUUGUUUCAAACUACUUAAAGAGGAAAAAUGACUUAGGCAUAGCCAUUAUAAAUAAUGGCUUGAAAUUGAGCACUGAAAGAGACUGUUUGGACACUUUAAAACUUAUGAGAUCCAACAAGAAUUCACAAUACAAAUUGACUUACUUUUCAUUUCCAGAAUCAAGGGUUCAUUCAAGCAGCAUUUACGGUUUAAUUUGGCUCAUUCAUGCAUUAACUAAAUUAGUUGGGAAGAUGGCAAAAUUGUGUGUUAUCACAACUUUGCUAUUUGCUAUGUUGGCUUAUAGUUCAUUGGUGAUGCUUUGCGUGAAUGGGUCACCUUCAUUACAGAAUCCCGAGUUUUAUCAAUGUUUUGUAGCUCCACGAUUGCCCAUAAGCAAGUUUUAUAAUUAUGCCUCUGGCUUGCUAACAUUUCAAGUCACGUAUCCACACGGACCCCCUCCGACUUGACCAUGGACAUCAACACUUAAUAUGCGUACUGUUAUUUGUUAUACAUUUUGUAAUAGCGUGUAAGUUAUAUCUUUAACAUAAAUAUAUUUCUUGUUACUCCUUUGUUCAUAGUUUCGACACCAACAUUAUAAAAUGAAUUAGAUUUAUUUAUUAAUAUAUUAAACUCUUAGAGUAGUGAUUUUUUGAUCGUAAGCAAUACUUACUGUGAUGUUUUUUGCAUGUUUUGUGAUUUAAUAUUGUGGUAAUAAAUAAUUUAAUAAUGUUUA
Molecule: messenger RNA, 3162 nt
Organism: Cimex lectularius (bed bug)
Lineage: Eukaryota; Metazoa; Arthropoda; Insecta; Hemiptera; Cimicidae
Product: kinetochore protein SLK19-like
Exons: 24
Coding region: 656-2896 (746 amino acids)
Source: RefSeq, a predicted model, not a curated record